Messenger RNA from Capronia coronata CBS 617.96, 1539 nucleotides. RefSeq names its product alpha-1,3/alpha-1,6-mannosyltransferase. Gene Ontology annotation, molecular function: GDP-Man:Man(1)GlcNAc(2)-PP-Dol alpha-1,3-mannosyltransferase activity; alpha-1,3-mannosyltransferase activity. NCBI's taxonomy places the organism in Eukaryota, Fungi, Ascomycota, Eurotiomycetes, Chaetothyriales, Herpotrichiellaceae. The transcript has 2 exons. Bases 1 to 1539 code for a protein of 512 amino acids. The record is from RefSeq and is a predicted model, not a curated record.
AUGGCUCCUUCACAGGAGGUUGGCUCCUCCCCAUCGUCAUCUGAUACCCGCAAAAGAAUCGUGUUCUUUCAUCCAGACUUGGGGAUCGGCGGGGCCGAACGGUUGAUUGUAGAUGCCGCAGUGGGCUUACAAGAACAGGGAAAUACAGUGACUAUUUUCACUUCCCAUUGUGAUCCUCAGCAUUGCUUCGAAGAGGCAAGAAACGGCACCCUCGAUGUCCGCGUCCGUGGAAAUACUCUCUUCCCUGCCAAAUUCCUCAAUCGCUUCCAUAUCCUGUGUGCAACUCUGCGCCAAAUCCACCUCCUCCUAUCAAUAGCCGUCCUAAGUAAUGAGCUUGACAGACUGAAGCCGGACAUAUUCAUUGUUGACCAGCUCUCUGCCUGUGUUCCCUUCUUGAGAUGGUUGUAUCCUAAUCGGCAGAGGACCUUAUUCUACUGCCAUUAUCCCGAUCAAUUACUCGCCGAUCGGCGAAGGACUGGUCUUUCGGGGUUGGUGAAGACCAUAUACCGAUUUCCGUUUGACUGGUUUGAGGGCUGGAGUAUGAGCGCAAGCGACAAGAUUGUCGUCAACUCGACCUUCACAAAAUCCGUUGUGUCGAGAGUGUGGCCGAAUUUGGCCAAGUCACUUGGCGUGAUAUACCCUUGUGUGAGUGUAGAGGCGAAAGAGUCUAAAACAUCCUUGGAUGAAAAACCUCUGUGGGAAGGGCGGUUCAAAAUCCUCCUGAGCAUCAAUCGAUUUGAACGGAAAAAGGACAUUGGGUUGGCAAUCAAAGCAUAUCACAAGCUGUCUGCCGCAGAACGGCAGGGGACCCGUCUGGUGAUUGCUGGCGGCUAUGAUCAGAGAAUUACUGAGAACGUUCAAUAUCAUAAAGAAUUGGUUGAGUUGGCAGAAGGUCUCGGUCUGUCCACGGCCACUGCCAAGACGGUUCCCACGGCCUUGGGAGUUCCAAGCGACAUUCAGGUAUUGUUCUUGUUGUCUGUACCGGGACCUUUUAAAGCAACGUUGUUGAAGAGCUCGCGCUUAUUGCUUUACACCCCAACCAACGAGCACUUCGGGAUCGUGCCGGUGGAAGCAAUGCAAUAUGGUCUACCAGUUCUGGCUUCGAACACUGGAGGACCUAUUGAGACCAUUGUCGAAGGCAAGACUGGCUGGCUACGUGACGUUGCCAGACUCGACGAGUGGGCUGCUAUCAUGAAGAAAGUCCUGCACGAGCUGACCCCGUCAGAAUUGGAAGCUCUGGGUCGGCAUGGAAAAGAACGAGUUCGCCAGCGUUUCACGAGAGACAUCAUGGCUCGGAAGUUUGAGGACGAAACGUCAGAAAUGCUGGCCGGCAAGAGACGUGCUUUCCUAGAGAGGAAGGAUAUCACUUUGGGGCUCUGGAUCGUGGUCGCUUUCCUAGCAGCAUUGCUGUCCACGAUCAUCAAAGCAAGAUUUGGGCGUGGUGAUCGGAGAGCUAGUGAAUUUGCGCGCGCAAGGAGGAUGCACACGGACCCCAAUCCAGAGCUGAAUACCUUCAAGACGAUACAAUUGAUACACUGA